Aspergillus ruber CBS 135680 is the source of this 1365-nucleotide messenger RNA. RefSeq names its product protein csn12 (gene csn12). The transcript is spliced from 6 exons. The record is from RefSeq and is a predicted model, not a curated record. NCBI's taxonomy places the organism in Eukaryota, Fungi, Ascomycota, Eurotiomycetes, Eurotiales, Aspergillaceae. The coding region runs from base 1 to 1365 and encodes 454 amino acids. Gene Ontology annotation, cellular component: transcription export complex 2. Gene Ontology annotation, molecular function: RNA binding; double-stranded DNA binding. Gene Ontology annotation, biological process: post-transcriptional tethering of RNA polymerase II gene DNA at nuclear periphery; poly(A)+ mRNA export from nucleus; transcription elongation by RNA polymerase II.
AUGGCGUCUGUCUUCAAUGAUUUCAAGGAAGGCCACAAAGAAAUAUCCGGUCCCCGCCUGGCAGCCUCUCUCACACCGGUCGCACCUCCCGAAUACCCCGAUCGUCUCCGGUCGUUCUACGCUUGCUCCAACGGCGCGAAUCUACAUUUGGAUCUUCGGUACUUUCUUUUCCAAGCAAAUGGACCGAAGCUUCCGAAACAAGAACAAAAUGCAUGGAUCGAGAUCUUUUCGGCCUAUUGGAAAGCUGCGGGGGAGAUACUGAAGUUCGAUGAGGGACGUGGUAGUUGGGUCGGAGUAUUCAAUGCGUGGAAUCAGGUAUCCAGUGUCUUGGGCCGGGGCUAUACGAAUGCAGGUAUUGAGGCGUGGACCAUACCCUGCUUAUAUGUCGUUGGAAAAUACGUCCGGACGUUCGCGAUUAAAGCAGACGCAGAGCUCUCUUCUCAGGACUCAGUUGCAUUCAACGACCGUUUCCAAGAUGACAUCUCGUUUGAUUCGGAGAAGAGUGCAAAGCUUGAGGAGGCCGCCCGUGUGAUUAACAAGCUGUUCACCAUUUGUCUUAAUGACAGGACUCCUAAUAUCGAGGAAUCACGAAAAUGGGGUGUCUACAACAUGAUUAGUUUGACAUUCAAAACAUACUUCAAGCUCAAUUCAAUUGGGCUCUGCAAGAGCUUACUCCGCGCCCUGAACGCUUCGUCGGCAGACCUUCCUCCAUUGGCGGCUUUCCCUAAAUCCCACAUCGUUACUUUCGAAUACUACGUCGGGGUGAUACGCUUCUUGGAUGAGGAUUAUGCAGAGGCAGAGAAACAUCUGACACAUGCAUGGAAACUAUGCCAUCGGGACGCAGUCAAGAACAAAGAAUUAAUUUUGAUGUACCUGGUGCCUUGUCAUAUCGUCACGACACAUACUCUCCCUAGCGAAGAACUGCUUGCUCCAUUCCCUCGGCUCGAGAGGUUAUUUCGGCCUCUUUGUGACUGCAUCAGAAAAGGAGACCUCGGUAACUUUGACGCAGCCAUGUCCGCCGGAGAAGAUGAGUUUGUCAAGAGGCGUAUCUACCUACCGCUUGAGAGGGGACGCGACAUCGCAUUACGGAACCUAUUUCGGAAGGUCUUCGUCGUAGGAGGGUUUGAAGAACCGAAAGAUGAUCAACCUCCUAUGCGACGAACUCGCGUUCCUGUCGCUGAAUUCGCAGCAGCUGUAAGGAUUGGUACUCAUGCGAAUGACAGAACCCGCGUCGACAUUGAUGAGGUUGAGUGUCUCCUGUCGAAUCUCAUAUACAAGGGUCUCAUGAAGGGCUACAUCGCACGAGAACGCGGUAUGGUUGUUUUGAGCAAGGGUGGCACUGCAUUCCCCGGAACAGGAGUCUAG